Messenger RNA from Styela clava, 5117 nucleotides. RefSeq lists its product as uncharacterized. Gene Ontology annotation, biological process: heart development. The record is from RefSeq and is a predicted model, not a curated record. Gene Ontology annotation, cellular component: nucleus. NCBI's taxonomy places the organism in Eukaryota, Metazoa, Chordata, Ascidiacea, Stolidobranchia, Styelidae.
GGAAUAAUCAAGUCUACUGAAGUAAUACUAUGAAAGUAAAAUUGUGACUAAUUUUAUCAAGUUAUAUUUAACCAUAUUCUGUAUUUCAAUAUUUUCCAGGUUCGUAGGCAUUACACAUAAAAAAAAGUUCAGCAUCAGCAUGCCUUCAAAAUAUCAGUCAGGAUAUAGAAACAACCAAAAAGGAGAUAUUGAUAUCUUACAUUAUGAAAAAAGAAGGACAUCACAAAAUGAGAAAUCGAAAGUCAAGAUGCGGCUAAAAUUCUUUGAAGAAAACGCAGGGAAAUCGAAUGGAAAUCGGAUAACAAAUAACAGUGACUAUGCUGAGAUUCAGGAUGUACACCAUGAAAUGAACAAUACAGAAGCAGUUGCAAAAGAACCAGUUUAUGCUGUAGUCGAUAAAAGCAACAAAUCAUCCCUGAAAAAAAGAAAUGCAAAAGAUAUCCCAGCAAGUGAUUCUGUAAAUGAAGCGCGUAUAAAGCAUGAUACCCUGAGAAAGCCAAAAUUUCCUGUAGAUACAAGAACAACGUUUGAAAGACAUUAUGAUUUUGAUCAAUUACAAAAUGAUAAUGAAGUAGAGAAACCAAAUAAUUAUUCAAAGAUCUCUUCAACAACGGCAGAAGAAAAGCAAGACACAAAUGGAACAUAUUUUGUCAUCGCUUAUCAAUCAGCAAACGGGCAAGUAAAGAAUAGAAGUGGAUCACUGAAAAAGGAAUCUGAAUUGGCCGGACAAGAUACAAGCCCGAAAGAAAGAACUUUCAUGAGUGCAGCGGAGAUCGGAAAUAUUUAUCAAAAUUAUCCAAAAGGACUUUUUCCUACUCAUAAUAAAAGACUUUCUUUGCACAAAACAGAUGAAACCAUGCAUUCAGAACAGGAAAAUAAAAACGGAAUACUAAAAAACGGCGACAAAAUGAAUGCAAGGCCAACAGAGUACCAAGAGAAAAUGAAACAGAGUAAAAAUGCACUUCAAGAACUCAGAAAAUCAUUAUCAAGUGAAGAACCAUUUGAAUAUCUAAAUAGCAACGCCGGAACAAAAUAUAAAAGUAGGAAUAGUUCGAAGCGAUCUGAAGACGUAGAGAACAAAAGGAUACCUAGAAUUAGUGAUUUAGUAGAAGAACGUGGGAAGGUAGAGAAAAAGGAUUCAAACACAUCUUCAAUAUCUAAUGCUUCAAAUUCAUCAGCAUUAUCAAAAAAAUUAUUAUUGUUGGAAGAGAGAAACGUGAAAAAAUCUCCGCAACCGUCGCCACGGAGAUCAAAGAAACUUUUUGUGAAAAAGUUUGCAUGGCCUAUUUCAAACGACGUUGAUAAGUCAAGAAAAAUAUUGGAAGAUGAAAACAAUGAUAAACCUUUGGAAAAGAAAAAGGUAGAAACACAACAAGAAAUACAAAGAAAACGACACACAAUAGCGGGAGUUAUAUAUACAUCAGCGGACGUUUCACCUGCAUCAGUGCGAUCAUACAGAAGCUCAAUAAGUACGCCAAUUACAUUAUCACCAAAUUUGAACCUCCCCCUUUCAGAAAAACCUCCUCAGACUAGAAGAGAAAAAUUCGUAACACACAGGAAUGACAGACCAAAAACUCUUAACGUUCCAAUACUAAAAGAAACCGGUUACAAAACUUCAAAAUCUCCUAGUUCGGACGGUACACAAACGCCAAAGUCUCCUAGAUCCGAUGGCUUGCGUACUCCGAAAUCACAAAGAUCAGAUGGUAUAAGAACACCGAGUUCUCAAAGUAGUUUGAUGAAUGGAGAAUCAAGAUUAGUUUUCAAGAUGGAUCUUGACGAAGCUUAUUUAAAACAAGAAAAGAAAGUUCAACAAGAAGAAUUUGUUUUAUAUCGGGAACAUGGAAUUUUUAUUCCCAUCAAAGACAAGAAAACACCAAAGUUGAGACGAAAAAUUGAUAAAAGUUUGAAUAAAUGGAUCCAAACUGAUGGACCUCCAAUAAGGCCACCUAAGUCAACGACAGUGAGCACACAAACAGGGAUAAAUCCUUGCACAAGUUGCUCGAAAAAACUACAAACUCGGCCAUGGAACCUACCAAACCAUUUAGCCUACGGAGUUUCUCAAACUCAAUCCCCUCGAAGCAUAACAAUAAGCACGCAAACACACAGAAAACAAACAAAAUCAGAAGGGUGUCAAACGAGAACGAGGCACUUUCAAACAUCAGAAAGUCAAACUCCAGCUCUGCCGAUAUUGCAAGAAAGUGCGGUUCAAGCGAUAACAACAGUCAAAAGCAUUGAAAUCCAAACUGCUGAUGAAGACAGUGAAAUCUGGGGAAUUGGAAGUGGAAUCAGUCUUGAUCGAUUGAUCAGAAACGAAGCAAUAAAGAGAAGUCAGUCAAUAGGACAUGGUAUAAGAGGUAGCAUUGAGAAAAUGAGAGAACGUUCUGCAAGUAUAGACAUCAUCUCAGAUGCUCAGAAAACAACAUCAAAUCAAAGUGAAGCGACACAGGAACAGUCAAGUUCACAAGGAUCGGAAACCACAGGAAAAAUAACAACAUACAGUUGGAAUGAAAAUGGAAAAUUUGUCAAAAUAUUUGUUUCAUACAGUGGAAUUCAUUUGAUCCCAAGCAAGAAUAUAUCAGUAAAAACAAAUGGAAUCAACCUCCAUCUUACAAUCGAAGAAGAAGUAUCACAAUCACAAAAUGAAGAAAACAAGCAAUCUUCUUCAGAAAAAAAUUCUUCAACAGAUCUAACAGGCAACCAGACAUUAACCAGCACGCUUAAUUUACAUCGACUUCGCAGGCCAGUUGCUUGUCUCAGUUAUAACGUACAAAGAGACAUGAUAACAAUAAUGCUUCGGAAGCAGAAACAAACACCAUGGAAUGCUUUAAUUUUUGAAAACAGUAUUCGAUAAUUACUGCAAGUCCAUUGAUCUAUGGAAGCGUGCAAGGCUGGUAAUCAACAAGAAUGAAACAAAGUGAUGUUCAGUCGCGCUGACGACAGUCGGGAAAAUGACGGAAAAAUUAACUAAAAAGCAUUGGCCAUACAUAAAACUGGAGUAAAUCAAGAUAAGGUAUUUGUCACACACCCGAUGCCAGUGGACUACGCACCUAUACCUCGCAAAAUUAAAUUCAUUUUAUCUGCAAUUACUAGUUUUACUACGUAGAUUUGGAAUCCGGAGGUGAAAUUUUAUACAAAGUAAUUUCCAAAUUAAAUUGACAUUACCUCUGGAUGCCAUGUUAGAAGAAAUCCUAUGAUAUUUUCUUUCCUUCAAUGCAUAAAUAUAUAUAGAUAUCAACAUCCAUCCUCAUUAUUUUCCUAAAAUUUAUGGUUCAAGUCAUACAAUCGUCUUGCCAUGAUCAUAUAUGCUUAUUUUAUAUUAAUGUUUGUUGCAUUGCUAAGUUCAAUUUAAUCCUAGCCAUUUAUUUCUACCUCUUAUUGUAUUAUUAUUUUCACAUUUUUUUGAAUGCACAAACCUUAUGUUUAAAUAAAAUAUUCUGAAUAUUAACGUCUUUUUAUGGAAAGGUUUUUAUACGAGACUACAAGAAUUUUUCAAUAAUCGUGUCAGUUGCGCAAAAUCGCUAUUUCAAAUUUUCAAGAUUUUGAGAUUUGAAUGAAUCUCUUCUGCUAUAAUACUUUUGCUAUAAUAAUUUUGGUUUUGAAAAUUUUGAGAAAAUCUCCUGCGCCAGCUUAAGGAUUUUCCGCUGAUUAAUUCAAGGAUCAUCAUAGCUCAACAAAUGCUUAUGUGUGAGAUAACAGUAUAUUGAGUUUAUAUAUUAGCGCCUAGAUAUAUUGUUCAUUAUUGAGUUUUCUUAUACUAAAGAUAUAUAUUGCAGCAAAGUUUUGUAUACAAGCUUAAAAAUACAAGUCAAAUAUUAGGCAAGCUAAUCAUACAGUUUAAAAAUAAAUAGUCUCAGACUCUCAGUAUCCGAAUAUCUACGAAAUGCAUGAUGAAUCUACAGAGCAUGCUAAUUGAGAAUAUAUGAAGAGUAAUUAAUGUCAGAUUAAGCACAAACAAUGAAUGUAUCAAAUCGAAUUUCGAAUGUAAUUCGAAACCAUUCAAAAUUCUUUCUUAUUGUUGAAUUGAGACAUAAAUCCAGCAAUGCCUCUCAUGAAUAUUCAAAUGAUUCGAUAUUAAUUGUUUUGAAUUUUCAAAUUUAUGAUUUUAGGAAUAAUUCAGAAAAUUAUCAUUUUGUAAUUCAAGUAUGACAAGAUAUGCUUCCAAUUCAAUUUCAGUGGACCGCAAAAAAUAGAGAACCAUUACAAUUUCAAAACUUUAUUCCAAAGUCAGGUUUUCAAUAUAUUUCAAUCAGUGUCCAUUCAAGUUUUUUACUUUGAAAAGACUUGCAAGGGCCAACCAUCAAUAUAUGAUAUCGAUAAAUUUCUUUCGUAAUUCAAAAAAUUUUAAAGCCUUUAUAUACACCAUGUACAUUGAUUCCUGUGUGUUAUUUGUUGAAUGUGACACAAUUUAGCAUAUUCAUUUUGGACUAUCAUUGCGUAAAACAAUCUGCUAAAUUUUACGAAUAGCAGCGUCAUGUUUCAUGUUUAUAAAUUAUCAAGUCUUCAAUGCAAAUGAAGAAUUUUGAAUUUUGUAAAAAUUAAUAUUUUGAAACAGCAGCAGGGCAGAAAAAAUGUCUUAUUAGUUGCAAUUUGGAAUUUGAACUAGAAAUCAAACCUAAUCCAAUGAGAGUGUGUUACCUCAAACUGGGUUUCAAAUCUGAACGCAUCAUUUUUAGCCAAUUAUUAAUCACGGACAAUUGAAUCAAUAUAUUAAACAAUUUUUUAUAAUUUCUAAAAUUACAUUUAAUCUACAUUUGUGCAAUUAAGCUACAGAGUUUUAAUGUGUAUUACGAUGAUAUAUUAUAUUUGACGCUGUUGAUUUUAUAAUGAAAUUGGUGAAUUUUCUGAGUGCUUCAAACUAAGAACCUAAAUUAGGCUUUGUGAUAAGAAUUUUUUCUAUUGUCAGUAAAUUUACAGAUUCAAAGUUGUGGUUAAAUCACUCUAUUAAAAUCUGAAUUAGUUUGUCACUCGAUUUUUUUCUACCACACUACACCUUCUUGUAGAAAUGAUAAAUGACUCUUCCUUCUCUGAGUAUUAGGUACAGCAAGUCCAUUGGUUAUAAUAGAAGAUGAAGAUUGCAUAUGAUGCGCUGGGAAAGAAAUUCCAACCAUACAAAACUA